This is a messenger RNA of Pecten maximus, 2081 nucleotides long. RefSeq names its product FAD-dependent oxidoreductase domain-containing protein 1-like. The record is from RefSeq and is a predicted model, not a curated record. Gene Ontology annotation, cellular component: cytoplasm. Gene Ontology annotation, molecular function: oxidoreductase activity. NCBI's taxonomy places the organism in Eukaryota, Metazoa, Mollusca, Bivalvia, Pectinida, Pectinidae.
CCUUACUGUAAUGGCCGCCUUCACCUAAGAACAGCUGAAGAAGCCACAGACGAGAGGGAUUAACUGUCAACAUCAAUUGGUGAUCAGAAUUAAACAUAAAAUAGAUGAUGUCGACCAUAAUCUUCAAGAAAGUCACUGACGGUGUGAUAAGAAGACAGAGGGUAUGUUGCUCACAGUUCUGGUCACAGAUGUCACGUUAUAUGGGUAGUAAUAAAGAAGAUACUGAAACAGAUACCACAGCAAAAAGGAACUCAAAACAAAGUCAAUCUCCAAAAAACGAAAAUGAGUCUGAACUUCAUCCCGCACAUGGUAGACGUGUAAGAAAAUCUCUGUUAACAAUGAGUAAAGGCAGCGAAUCGGAUUAUAAUUUUGUUCCUGGGCAAACGGAUAUAGCUAUUAUUGGAGGGGGACUCGUGGGUUCAGCUGCCGCAUUUUGGAUCAGGAAGCAAAGCCGAAAAGCAAUAAGUGUGACGGUUAUAGAGAGAGACUCCAAUUACGCUCAAGCCUCAAGCAUGUUGUGUGGUGGUGUGAGGCACCAAUUCAGUAUUCCUGAGAAUGUCCAAAUGUCCAUGUUUACCUCAGAUUUCAUCAGAAAUAUACACCAGCAUCUCGGCAUUCUAGGCCAAGAACCUCCUGAUGUACAGUUCCACCCUCAAGGAUACCUUUUCCUGGCCUCUGAACAGAGUGCAGAGGCCCUUAGUCAGAGUGUCAAAAUGCAGAGAGAACUAGGUGCCAACAUCGAAUUGUUCUCUAAAAGCCGCCUUGCUCAGAAAUAUCCUUGGCUCAACUUAGACGGCGUUGAAUGUGGGUCACAGGGAAUUCAGGGAGAGGGUUGGUUUGACCCCUGGUUGCUCCUUUCUGCACUGAAAAACAAAAACAUCAGUAUGGGUGUGAAUUAUGUGAACGCAGAAGUGGACGGGUUUUUCCUGAGUGAGGACAGGUUAACUGGACUCCAGCUAAAAUGUGCUGAUGGAACGUCAGAUUGCAUGGAAUUUUUGACAUGUAUCAACUGUGCUGGUGCUUGGGCCGCGGAUGUGGCCAGACUGGCAGGUAUAGGGACAGGUGAUGGACCCCUAUCUCUUGGCCUACCUGUAGAACCACGGAAGAGGUUUGUGUAUGUUACCCAUUGUCCAGAGGGUCCAGGACUAGAAUGCCCAAUGGUAGUGGAUACCACAGGAAUGUACUUUCGACCAGAAGGUUUAGGAGGACACUACCUUCUAGGAGGUAGUCCAUAUGAGGAUCAGGAACCUGAUGUUAGUAACUUAGAAGUGGACUACAGUUUCUUUGAUGAGGAGGUGUGGCCAAACUUAGCUCAUAGAGUGCCUUCCUUUGAAAAGCUUAAGGUGAAAAGUGCAUGGGCCGGUUACUACGACUACAACACCUUUGACCAGAAUCUGAUUAUAGGCCCCCAUCCUUUUCACAAGAACUUUUUCUUUGCCAAUGGGAUGAGUGGACAUGGGGUACAGCAGGCAUUAUGUAUAGGGCAUGCCUUGAUGGAGCUCAUUUUGUACGACAAAUUCCAUGCUAUUAACUUAGACCUGUUCAGGUUUGAUAGGCCUGAACCACUGCUAGAAUUGGGAAUAGUGUGAGAGGUUGCAGAGAUCUAAGUUGAACUUAGCUAUUGUACUGGAAUUUGCUGCAUGAUAUUUUAUAUACAUGUAUAGAGUUUAGGGGGCAUUUGCUAAGUAAAUUGUGUGAAGAGGAACUAAUAUCAGAGACUAGUAUAGUUUUUAAAAAUACCACUCUUAUCAACCCUAACAAACAUAAAUAUUUUAUCAAUUUACAUGGAAGAUAUAUGAUUAAAAAUACUCCGUCAUGCAGUUACAUGUAGUUGUACAUGUGUGUUCAAUAUCAUGAAUGUGUGUUCAAUAUCAUGAAUAAAGUCCAACAAUGCCAGAUAUAAACUUUUUUGAGAUUGGGAUAUGGAUUUAUAUGUUCCAGUCUUAUAAUGUAUGACUGUUUACAAGGCCCCGUAUACAAACCGUAUUUAUAUCUUUAUAUUUACCAUUGUAUGGCACUGCCACUAUAUAACCCUACCAAUUCAGUUGCGAGUUCACCAGCUUAUGAACUGCCAACUGAAA